Salvia splendens (bonfire salvia) is the source of this 732-nucleotide messenger RNA. RefSeq lists its product as uncharacterized. Bases 1 to 732 code for a protein of 243 amino acids. The transcript has 3 exons. NCBI's taxonomy places the organism in Eukaryota, Viridiplantae, Streptophyta, Magnoliopsida, Lamiales, Lamiaceae. The record is from RefSeq and is a predicted model, not a curated record.
AUGGAUUGGUUUAACAGCGAUCAACGACAGAUGGACGAUUUCGUCAACUCCAACAACUGGCACGUGCCGCCAAUUCCCGACCCAAAUGCAACGCCUAGUCCGGGGUUGCCUACCAAUAUGGAAAUAACAUCAUCAGUUAGCACUGAUGAGUACGACAUCUAUGAUAUAGAGCCCGCUGAAGGGAGGGGCAGGCUGGCCAAGAACUUCGUCGACAUCUCCGAGGACGCUAUCAUCGGCAACCAGCAGAGCGGCAAAGUGUUCUGGCAGCUGAUUGCAGAGAAGUACAACGCUGGUCGACCUAGAGGGUCGUUCGAGCGUAGCUACGUGAAGCUACGCAAGCAUUGGGGUCGGGUCCAGAAGGAGAUGAACAAGUGGAAUGGCAAGUGGACUAACGUAGUUCGGAUGUGGCCGAGCGGGCACAACGAGAUGGACCUCGUGGAGAAGGCCAAGGCAGAUUUCUUCUCUGACGGGAAGAAGCACUUCAAGUACUUCGACGUUUGGAAGCUUGUCGAAAAGAGCCCGAAGUAUACCGGUGGGGCAGAACUGGCGGCAAGUGGGGCGCAGAAGGGAACCAAAGUUUCCGCCGCCAGACACUUUGGGCAGACGACGACAUCUUCCUCUCAUCCCCUGUUGACGGAGUUGACAUCGAGGGAUACCUCGACAAUGUCGGAGUUCGAGGUCAAGUUGCACCAUGAGAUGAUAGGAUACCUUUGCACACAAAUGAAGAAGUAG